Molecule: messenger RNA, 759 nt
Organism: Suillus fuscotomentosus
Lineage: Eukaryota; Fungi; Basidiomycota; Agaricomycetes; Boletales; Suillaceae
Exons: 3
Coding region: 1-759 (252 amino acids)
Source: RefSeq, a predicted model, not a curated record
AUGACAGAAGCCAACAUCAGGUCAGCUGCAAUUGAGGAAGGUGUUGCAAACAGCUUAUAUGGCAUGGCCAUCAACGUUGACCAAUUGCACUUACUUGAGUCUGUGAAACACCUCGUUGUAACAUCCAGAGCCUUGGUGAUCCUUCAUCUUAGAGUGCCAUUUCCUACAGACAAACUCCAUGAUCCUCUGUUUGAUUCCUUCAGUAAGAACAGAUUCAGCCUUUCAACUUAUGGAGGCCCAAAUAUGUACCUCCUAAGCAAUAAAUACAACUAUGACGAGUACAUCAUCUAUUACGAACAAUUAUGUAAUCCUGUGUUCGACAUGGUUACAUGUCUUCCUUUAGACCCUCCUGGAGACAGUGACUUGACUGAAAGCAGUGAUGAUGUAACACUAUGUGGACACAUCUACUAUGAAGUAGAGUCUAGCGAUGAGUAUGUGUGGGAUACUGAUGGUGACAAGUCUGGAUGGAAAACGACUAACGGCGACACAGAGGACAAUGACAUCCCAUUCCUCUUUGAUUGUGAAAUCUCUGAUGAAGAGAAGACUGAGGACAUCAGCCUUAAACAAGAGGAGAGUGAGGACAUCACUCAUGGACAAGAAGAAAUUGAAGACAUCAUAAGAGGUGCACCUCCUGCAACCAUCAGUGUGUUAAAGGAGGUUGGUGACAUCACCUCCAGGCAAGAAGAGAUUGAGGAUAUCACAGGAGGAGUCCCUAUUAUGACCAUUAGUGAACUCUUCUGUGCUACCCAAUCUAAAUAA